Molecule: messenger RNA, 2130 nt
Organism: Vitis vinifera (wine grape)
Lineage: Eukaryota; Viridiplantae; Streptophyta; Magnoliopsida; Vitales; Vitaceae
Product: vesicle-associated protein 2-2
Exons: 9
Coding region: 698-1708 (336 amino acids)
Biological process (GO): endoplasmic reticulum membrane organization
Cellular component (GO): plasma membrane; endoplasmic reticulum membrane
Source: RefSeq, a predicted model, not a curated record
AAACGGCGGAGCGGAGCGGAGCCGAGCCGACCCAGGUGAAAGCAACAGGCUAAAACGGCCGGUACAACUGCCCCCUGCAGACACAACUACCGCCCCAAUCCCUUAUCUUUCUCUCGAUCUCUCGACUUGGACGUCACUCCUCUCCGCUCUGAUUCCUUAAAACGCAGCGUUUCACUGCCCCCCAAAACCUGCUUCUCUCUUUGUCUCUCUAGAAUUUCUUCUAGGGUUUCUCAGUCUAUUGAUCGAACCAAGACUUGGACUUUUCAGAACCCACCUUAAAUUCAUCGCCCCAUACACGCCAUUCAUUCUAUUCCUACCUGCGUUUCGUCGCCAAGCCCCACCGGGCCACAGUGUAAGCACUUCUACCUUUUUCAGUUUUUCUCAUUCCGAACGAAGUCGUUUCGUGGCCCGUGUUGUCGUUUUGUGAUGUCGUGCGAUCUGGGUUUGGAAAUGGGUGUGAGGAUGAGCUGGUGCUGACUGUGGGAUGCGGGCUUGAACAUUUGGGGUUGUGGAACUCGGUAUUUUCUGUUUGGUUGUCAAGAAAAUGGAAGAAAAUUUGGAGUUUUGAAUUUUGAAUUUUAAAAUUUGAAUGGGGUUGAAUUGAGAAAGCUUGAAUUAGGCUCGUCCGUGGAGGUUUUCUUGUCGGUGGGUCCCGGAUAAUGUUAAUACAGCUAGCUUUGGAUGCUGAGUGAGAAUCAUGUAUUCAGAACUUGUGGACAUUCAACCUCGAGAACUCAAAUUCACAUUUGAAGUGAAGAAGCAAAGCUCAUGUUCUAUUCGACUAGUCAAUAACACCUAUCACCAUGUCGCUUACAAGGUUAAAACCACCUCCCCAAAGAAAUACUGUGUGAGACCUAACACAGGCGUUCUUAAGCCAAAUUCAACAUGUGAUUUUACAGUCACAAUGCAAGCUCAACGGUCCGCCCCUCCUGACAUGAUUUGCAAAGACAAGUUCUUAGUUCAAAGCACAAUUGUUCCCGCUGGGACAAGCGAUGAGGACAUUACACCUGGCAUGUUUUCCAAAGACAGUGGAAAAUACAUUGAAGAGAAUAAGUUGAGAGUGAUCUUGAUCAGCCCACCCAAUUCACCAGUGCUAUCACCGAUCAAUGGAGCAUUGACGCAGGUUCCAGUUUAUGAAGCUUCACUGCCAAAGGAUGAAGUACUAAGUAGAGUCAAGAUUGUUACCCCACAUCACGUAGUUGCUAAGGAUGAGGAGUCUGAAAUGCUUGAUGAGGAAUUAAAACCAGCAGCCGAACUGGUUGAUGAGGAAUUAAAACCAGCAGCUAAACUGGUUGAUGACAAGGAAUUAAAGCCAGUGGCUCAAAAGGUGGAUACUGAGGAAUUGAAGCCAAUGGCCCAAAAGGUGGAUGAGGAAUUCAAGACAGCAGCCCAAGUGGCUCAAAUGGUAGAUGACAUGGAAUCAAAGCAAGCAAGGGAUGUGGAGGAACUGAAAUUGGUUAAAGAUAUAGAGGAGAUGAAGUCAAAACUAAAUCAACUUGAGUCAAAGCUAAGUGAGGCUGAAGUUACCAUUUCAAAGCUAACAGAAGAGAGGAGAUUAACCAUUCAAGAGAGGGAGAAUCUACAACAAGAACUAGCAGUGUUUCAAAGCAAGAGAAGUGGAAGGAGAGCUCAGGCGGGAUUUCCUCUUCUAUUUGUAUGUAUGGUGGCACUGGUCAGUAUCAUGCUUGGAUACCUUUGUCACUCUUGAAUAAGAACAACCAGUAUGAAACGAAGCCAUAAGCAGAGACGACCACAGAAGAUUUGUAAGUAAUCAGAAAUGUAGUCGGUCUCCUCUUAACCUAAUAUGCAAAAUAGCAUGGAGGGAAAGUUUGUUUAGUGUUGCCAAUCCUCACCAGGAUCAUAAAUAUUUUGUGUGUAUAUGCAAAAGGUUUUAAGAUAUGCUGAAGGAUGGCCUGAGAAAUAUGAUGUUAUGAGAACUGAAAAAGGAAAACAUAUAUGAAUGAGUUGGGUAGGCAAUAUCUCAUACUGUUGGUCUCUUAAAAGUGGUCAUUUUGUUUUCAUCAGGGAAAAUGGGAUAGGAGAAGAAACCCGUUUGUAGCAAGCUUAUGUUCUUCUACAGUAGCCCACCCUUUUCCCGUAUAUGAAUAAAGGGAAUGAGUUUUCAAGUCA